This is a messenger RNA of Trichobilharzia regenti, 294 nucleotides long. Lineage: Eukaryota; Metazoa; Platyhelminthes; Trematoda; Strigeidida; Schistosomatidae. The record is from the annotation of a GenBank genome assembly.
AUGUAUAUACUCUACAUACUUGUCAUUUUACAAGCCUGUGUAUUUCAUUCCAUUGACUGUACAAGUUCACCUCAUGCAAUCCGUGAAAUGCAGGAGAGUCUGGAGCACUUCGCUUUCAAUACCAAACUUUACUUAGGAGAACUGGGCCGAAGAAUUGAGCAUUAUGGAGAUUAUAUAGAGAAACUAUUAAGUUCACAGUCCAAUUAAAUGCUGACUUCGGAAUUAAUGAGAAAAUCUUCAGCAUAGAAAAUGAACAAUGUCCUAACACCCGUAACUUCAUUGAUAUGCAAAUCC